GGACUGACCCUGUAUAUCAAGAAAUGGCAGCACUCCCAGCAUUUCAGCCUCCACUAGGCCCGCAACCAGCUAAUGGACCCCUUUACAGCCCGCAACAAGUAACUCUUGUGCUCCGAGAGAAGGUCUGGUCCUUGUCUGGAGACACGUUCACGGUGCACACUGCAGAUGGUGCAAAUGUAAUGCAAGUGAAGGGGAAGCUUGCCUCUCUUCGCUCCAAAAAGACUUUUACCGAUAUGCAUGGCAACGAACUCUUCGUCCUGGCAGAAAAGAGGCUGAAGAUCUUCAAGACUUUCCACGCAGAUAGCGCCGCUGGACACAACUUCGAUAUCGAGGGUCACUUCUCAAUAGGAAGUUCCAAGAGUACCGUCAAAUUCGUAAACGCGGCCGACAGGGCGCCUAUCGAACUGCAGGUCAAGGGAGAUUGGUUCGAUCGGAGCGCAACUAUUAAGUUGGGCGAGAGAGUUGUCGCCCAAAUCAUGAGAUCGUUCGCGAACGCGCGAGAGAUCUUUGCCAGCAAGCAGACUUACUUCGUGACCGUAGCGCCGAAUGUGGACUUGAGCUUGAUUGCAGCAAUAUGUGUCGCCAUCGAUGAGCGAGAGAAUGAGAAGUAACGAGCCUGUGAAGCAGUCCGUUGCCGAAACAAGGACCCGCGGCAGACAGUACCAGUGGUACCUUACCUGACGGAAGAUGAAGGAGGAUAGUGGUAGCAGGUAAAAAAGACGAGAGCACGACUGAUGCGUGCCAAGGCGUCUCAGGAGUCUAGGCAGGGCCGGCACGGUUCCAUGUGCUCGUGCCGAUGCAUCAUGCACCAUCACAUCAUAUCGGAUUAUAUCAUCCUGGGCCGAGGUCGGAAUGCUCCCGAGUCUGCUUCGAAACCCCGUCCACCACAUUUGGUAUCAAC
Molecule: messenger RNA, 901 nt
Organism: Sphaerulina musiva SO2202
Lineage: Eukaryota; Fungi; Ascomycota; Dothideomycetes; Mycosphaerellales; Mycosphaerellaceae
Product: DUF567 domain protein
Exons: 2
Coding region: 24-611 (195 amino acids)
Source: RefSeq, a predicted model, not a curated record